AUGAACAAUAGCGGGGAAUAUCUGAGUGACACGGACAGGCAAGUAUUUUUUAUUGCCAACCACUUGAUCCUCGGCAUGACAAUAUGUCUGCUCGGAAUUGUGGGAAACUGCCUAAGCAUCACCGUGUUUUUAAAACAGGGUCUGCGCAUGUCUGUGAACUUAAGCCUGUUCGCCAUGUCCGUUUCUGAUCUGAUCGGUUUAAUUUUUCAAGUCUGGCACAACUUUUGUUUGAACCCAUACCUGGAAUUAGCUGACUUACCUGUGGAUUUUUUAACAGUGCAGAUUCUGACGGCUGGCUCUCCAAACAUCGCAAUGACACGCAUCACAUGUUGGAUCACAAUGUACAUCACAGCUGAGAGAUGUCUCUCCGUUUUAUUGCCUUUGAGGAUCAGAAACAUCGUGACGUUUAAAAGGACUGUGGUCAUUCUUCUCUUCUGCUACAGUAUCAACCUCUCCUUCUAUCUUCCUGUGUACUCGGCAAGUUCCCUUGGUUGGCGCUUUUAUCCAAGUCUUAACAAAACUAUGUUUGCAUUUAUUGAGAACAACAGGACACUGAUGGUCAGCCUUUUAAUGAACGUGUCCCACUUCUACCUGUCGGUCAUCGCCUUUAUAUGCAACUUCAUCUUCACAGCCAUCUUGGUGGUCAGUCUGAAGAAAAAAUCGGAAUGGCGAAGAAGCGCCACCUUCGUCGGUGAUCAGAACGAGGCUCUCACGAGACGUGACAAGAAAACUGUCACCAUGGUGAUUACAGUGGCUGCCAUUCUCAUCGUCUGCUACUCUCCUGGCGUCACGAGUUGUUUCGUUGAAAUUUUCGUUCCUGAUUUCGCUAUUUACGCUAAACAGAAGAAUGUGUACAAUGUGAUCUGGUCGUUCUGUUUCUUGUUUCAUUCAGUCAACGCAAGCAUAAACGUCAUUGUCUACUACAGGACUAGUUCUAAAUAUAGAACAACUUUAAACAAGAUUUUGUUUGAUCUAAACAUAGUAAAAACGUAG
Molecule: messenger RNA, 993 nt
Organism: Biomphalaria glabrata
Lineage: Eukaryota; Metazoa; Mollusca; Gastropoda; Planorbidae
Product: growth hormone secretagogue receptor type 1-like
Exons: 1
Coding region: 1-993 (330 amino acids)
Biological process (GO): G protein-coupled receptor signaling pathway
Cellular component (GO): membrane
Molecular function (GO): G protein-coupled peptide receptor activity
Source: RefSeq, a predicted model, not a curated record